This is a messenger RNA of Sphaeramia orbicularis (orbiculate cardinalfish), 2248 nucleotides long. RefSeq names its product branched chain amino-acid transaminase 2, mitochondrial (gene bcat2). Gene Ontology annotation, molecular function: branched-chain-amino-acid:2-oxoglutarate transaminase activity. The transcript is spliced from 11 exons. Bases 168 to 1340 code for a protein of 390 amino acids. The record is from RefSeq and is a predicted model, not a curated record. Gene Ontology annotation, biological process: L-leucine biosynthetic process; L-valine biosynthetic process. NCBI's taxonomy places the organism in Eukaryota, Metazoa, Chordata, Actinopteri, Kurtiformes, Apogonidae. Gene Ontology annotation, cellular component: mitochondrion.
UUAGGAGACUGAAUCUGAAGGGGGUGUUUAAUGUCUGGGACUUUUGUCGGUUCUCCUCAGCUGAGCAGGGUUUCGUGUUUCAAAGCGGAACUCAAGUUGACUUUGAGCUCAGUAUUUGUUUCCAGUCGAACACAUAACUCUCCAAUCAGCGUUACGUCGUCGCGGAGAUGGCAGCCCUCAGAUCGGUACUCCAUGGGCGACUUGUUCAGGCCCUGCCCUUUUCCCUUGGGUCAUUACGGUUCGCAAGCUCCUUCAAGGCAGCAGAUCUUACCAUAGAACGGAACACAGCAUGCAAGGCCAAGCCCGACCCCUCCACGCUGGUGUUCGGCAAACACUUUUCUGACCACAUGCUGACCAUAACCUGGUCUGAGAAGGAGGGCUGGGAGGCGCCUCAGAUCAAGCCUUUCCAGAACCUGUCCCUCCAUCCUGCCAGCUCGGCCCUGCACUACUCCAUAGAGCUGUUCGAAGGCAUGAAGGCGUUCCGCGGAGCCGAUAACCACAUCCGUCUCUUCAGACCCAUGCUGAACAUGGAGAGGAUGCACCGCAGCGCUGACAGAAGCUGCCUUCCUCUGUUUGACAAAGCUGAGCUGCUGGAGUGCAUUAGGAAGCUGGUGGAGGUUGACCAGGAAUGGGUUCCCUACUCCCAGAACGCCAGCCUUUACAUCAGACCCACCUUCAUAGGAACUGAGCCUUCGCUCGGUGUUUCUCGAGCAGGAAAAGCGCUGAUCUUUGUCAUCGUUGGCCCAGUGGGACCCUACUUCGCCACAGGAUCUUUUAACCCAGUUUCUCUACUGGCUGACCCUUCGUUUGUCAGAGCAUGGAAAGGAGGAGUCGGGGCCUUUAAGAUGGGAGGUAACUACGGGCCGACGAUAGCGGUGCAGAACGAGGCGGUGAAGCGCGGCUGUCAGCAGGUCCUGUGGCUGUACGGAGACGACGAGGAGAUCACCGAGGUCGGCACCAUGAACCUCUUCAUUUACUGGACCAAUGAGAAAGGAGACAAAGAGCUGAUCACCCCCCCUCUGGAUGGCAUCAUCCUUCCAGGAGUCACCAGACAGUCUCUGCUGGACCUGGCUCGAUCCUGGAAUGAGUUUAAGGUGACGGAGCGGAACAUGGGCAUGAAGGAGCUGCUGGGAGCUCUGGACUCCGGCAGAGUCCUGGAGGUGUUCGGAGCCGGGACCGCCUGCGUCGUCUGCCCAGUGGGAAGCCUUCUGUACAGAGGGAAGACGUACCAGAUCCCCACUAUGCAGAACGGUCCGGAUCUGGCAAAGAGGUUCCACAAAGAGCUUACUGAUAUUCAGUAUGGACGCACAUCAAGUGAAUGGGCACCCCUGGUCAUUUAAAUGGCCAUAUUGCACAAGUCUCCACAUUUAGUCCCAUUAUUCCAGACUGGACGACCAGCAGCCCACGUCUCAUCCCACUAAUGCACUCCUGUUUACAUAGCGCCCCCAAGAGGCAGACGCCCGUCUCUGCGUCUGUCUCGUCGGGGAAACUCUGCAGAUGUUUCUCUGACUCUUAAAGGAAUACGUUUGGAGGUUUGAAUGUAACGGCUCACUUUGGAAAGCAAUAACAGCAAUAUGCAACGUUUAACUUGACACAACUUGGAAGUCUGUGCUCCUCCGCAGGAGAAAAAAAAAAGUACAUUCAGGCAAUUACACGGUUAAAAAGUCAACGAAUACGGUGAGUGAAAUGUGCCUGAAUGUGAGUGCAUUCAAAUCUUUAGAACAGACGUCUCUGUUUGGGUCACGUGUUUGUCCUUGUAUUAACGGUUUCAUUAAAAUCACAGUAGCAUUGUUGCAUUUACCAAAAAAAAAAAAAAAGGCACAAACCGAUGUAUUUUUAUGUGUAGGAGGUGAAUAUUUUCAGUACUGGAGCUACAAAUAUAUUAUCAGUGUGUAGAAGUUAUAAUUAACUUGCCGUUUUGCAGAGAAGGUUUUACAUUGCAAAAAAAUGUAUUAAACAAAAGAAGUUACAUAUAUACACAAACUACUACUUGGAACAAUAUGUGGUGUUUUCCCUUAGACUUUAAACUGUUACAUGGAAGAGUCCUGUAAACACACAGGACACGUGUUACUGUCAUGUACAUAAAAAUGAGUAGUUUUGAUGGGGCCACGUCACUUUGACACCAGAGUUUGCACUGUCCUUGGCUUUUGGAGAGGAAACAUGAGUGGAUUUUAUGUUUGUUGAAAUCUGAAUGCACAGAAACUGAAGAUUGAGAUUAAAGAAAAUUAAAAAAAAAAAAAAAAACCCU